AUGGAUCAAGGCGAAGUUGAGAAUAUGAGGCGAAAAGAUACUGUCCUGAAUCAACUUCCGGAAACCUUCACUGAUCGAGAUACCCGCAGCUUACCCUACUUGAAUCAGGCCAUCAAGGAGACAUUGCGACUAUACACAGCUUUUCCGGACGCACUGCUGAGGACUGUCCCUGAAGAGAGCCACUCACCUGGCCGGAUUCAGCCUCCCUGGAGGGGCAACGAUAUCACACAGGCAUAUAGUAUGCACCGGGAUCCGAGAGUCUUUCCUCACCCGCUCAAUUCCUAACCCGGAACGAUGGGCUUCGCCUAGCAAGUAGAUGGAAGACGCGUCGUUACCCUUUGGGGGUGGGAUCUCGCAGUUGUCUUGGUAUUCAUCUAUCCCGCAUGGAACUGCGACUUGCCACGGCUGUGUUUUUCCGCGAUUUUCCUUUCAGUAAGGAUGUCGACUCGUGA
Messenger RNA from Aspergillus niger, 452 nucleotides. RefSeq lists its product as uncharacterized. The annotation marks the transcript as partial. Lineage: Eukaryota; Fungi; Ascomycota; Eurotiomycetes; Eurotiales; Aspergillaceae. Gene Ontology annotation, molecular function: heme binding; iron ion binding; oxidoreductase activity, acting on paired donors, with incorporation or reduction of molecular oxygen. The transcript has 3 exons. The record is from RefSeq and is a predicted model, not a curated record.